GGAAAUUUCCAUUAUUAGUCACGGAUUGUCGUCACUUAGUUGAUUCGCGAGCGUGACGCAUGAAUGGAUGAGGAACAGAAUUCGAAGAUCUUUGCUUUUGGCUGGGACCUGCCAGCCUGUCAGAUCGGCGACAGAAGCUUUGUGGAGGUCUUGAACAUUGUUUGACCCUUUGUGUUUGCUAUCAUAGCGAGGCAAGUCACUACUUCUAGAACAACAUGGAAGGACGACCACGUUGGGCCGACUUGGCUGCGGCAGGCGCCGUGGGAUUUGCGGUGGGGCUCCUGGUCAUGUCCAAACGACGACCUGCCACUUCUACUACCAAGAAUUCCAAAAAGAUUACUACAUCCACAACACCGUACAAUCGAUUCGAUAAUCGACCAUCCUAUACACCCGGUCAAACACCUCCUCCUCCCACUCUGUUUUUUGGAAAACACAAGAAAAUCUACAAUCCGGAAACACUGACAUCCUGCUACAAUCUCGUCAUUUCCUCCGUGACGCCCCGUCCCAUUGCACUCGUAUCCAGUCACAAUCCCGACACGAACGUCGACAAUGUCGCUCCUUUUUCCUAUUUUGGAGCCGUCGCACACGAUCCACCCAUGCUGGCCAUUGGAUUUUGUCGUAAAGGAGGUCAACAAAAAGAUUCUCUCGUCAAUAUUCUACGGCAGAAACAGUGCUGUGUGAAUAUCAUGUCCGAAUGGUACUUGGAUGCGGCCAAUCAUUCCUGUGGCAUGUUUCCUCCGGAUGUGGAUGAAUUUGACAUGGCAGGAUUGACCAAAGUAUACGAUUGUCAAGUCGUCCAAACGGUGCCGCGGGUGGGACAAGCUGCCGUCAGUUUUGAAUGUGUUUUGGAACAUGUACAUCCUGUUACCAAGAGUAGUGACGCUGCAACCACGGAAAUUGUCUUGGUGAAGGUGGUACGCAUUCAUGUGGAUGAAUCCGUACUGGUACCCAACAAUAACGAUGACAAACCGGCAGUUGACACGACAAAGUUGCGACCCAUUGGACGAUUGGGAGGCAACAUUUACACCAGUCUGGGAGAUUUGGUCGAUAUUCCAAGACCGAAAGUGUAGUCUAGUAAUAUACAGUAGUAUGUUAAUUUUUGG
Messenger RNA from Seminavis robusta, 1103 nucleotides. Lineage: Eukaryota; Bacillariophyta; Bacillariophyceae; Naviculales; Naviculaceae. The record is from the annotation of a GenBank genome assembly.